Molecule: messenger RNA, 1746 nt
Organism: Exophiala aquamarina CBS 119918
Lineage: Eukaryota; Fungi; Ascomycota; Eurotiomycetes; Chaetothyriales; Herpotrichiellaceae
Product: pre-mRNA-processing protein 45
Exons: 2
Coding region: 1-1746 (581 amino acids)
Biological process (GO): mRNA splicing, via spliceosome
Cellular component (GO): spliceosomal complex
Source: RefSeq, a predicted model, not a curated record
AUGGCGACAGGCCUCUUUGCGUCGCUUCCGAAACCAAAAUAUACAGGCGAACACGAGUCUGUACCUGUUCAUGCUCAACCUAAAGGUCCUCGAAUCGUUGGACCUGGAGUGAUUGACGAGUCGCAGAUUGUUCUCAAGCGCUCGGGCCCUCCUUCAUAUGGACAACGCUCAGGAUGGAGACCUCGAUCCGCAGAAGAUUUUGGCGACGGUGGCGCCUUUCCAGAGAUUCCGGUCGCACAGUACCCGUUGGACAUGGGCCGGAAAGGCACUUCCUCCACUUCAAAUGCCCUGGCCCUACAAGUUGACGCCGAAGGCAAAGUCAAGUACGAUGCUAUCGCUAGACAAGGACACAGCGAAAACAGAGUCAUCCAUUCCAGUUUCAAAGACCUCAUACCCUUACGACAACAGGCAAACGCUGGAGAUUUGAACCUGGACAGACCUAGCCAAGAAGAGGUGGCUGCGAGUGCCGAGAAGACAAGGUUAGCAUUAGAGAAAUUGGUGUCUGGGGCGGUUGCUGCCCAGAAGCCCAAGAAUGUCAAAGGUGUGAAUCGGGAGGAGCCAACAUAUGUCCGUUAUACGCCCGCAAAUCAAAUGGGCGACAAUUCGAUCAAGAACGACCGCAUUUUCAAAAUCGUAAAACGACAAGAGGACCCCAUGGAACCACCAAAGUUUAAGCAUAAGAAAAUCCCUCGAGGACCACCCAGCCCUCCGCCUCCAGUCAUGCAUUCACCACCCAGGAAAUUGACGGCCGAAGAUCAAGAAGCCUGGAAGAUCCCUCCACCAGUAUCCAACUGGAAAAAUCCAAAGGGAUACACUGUCCCACUGGACAAGCGCUUGGCUGCUGACGGUCGAGGGUUGCAAGAUGUGACUAUCAACGACAAAUUUGCGCAGUUUGCAGAAGCACUUUUCACCGCGGAUCGCCAUGCACGAGAGGAAGUGAAAUUGCGAACCCAGAUGCAACAGAAACUAGCCGAGAAGGAAAAACUUGCCAAGGAGGAUCAUCUCCGAGAGAUGGCAAGAAAAGCACGAGAAGAACGGCAGAAUGCAUCUGGUUCUGGCCGGAGAGGUUCAGAAUCAAGGCGGCGCUCACGAUCUUAUUCAGGUUCAUCCUAUGACUCAAGGUCACAGGAUGACAGUCAGGAUGAGGCUGAGCGAGAACGAGAACGUGCCAGGCGGGAACGAAAGCAGGAGAAUGAGCGACAGAUGCGACAAAGUAGAAUGGGAACAGAAAAGAAGAUCCAGAUGAUGGCACGAGAGCAGAACCGCGAUAUUUCUGAGAAGGUGGCUCUUGGCCUCGCGAAACCAACUCAGAAUAAAGAGACCAUGUAUGAUUCGAGAUUAUUUAAUCAAUCAUCCGGGUUUGAUACAGGUUUCAACGAGGAUCAACAUUACGAUAAGCCUUUGUUCGCUGCUCAAGAUGCCAUUAACAGCAUUUAUCGACCAUCGACCAACCAGGAUGAUGACGAUGGGGAGGAUGCUGCGGAUUCGACCAUGAGCAGGAUUCAGAAAUCGAAUCGCUUCGACACGUUGGGAACAUCCAAAAACUUCAAAGGAACAGAGUUGUCGGAGCGGAAUGAAGGACCUGUACAAUUCGAGAAGGACAAAGAUGACCCAUUUGGUAUUGAUAGUUUGAUUGGUGAAGCUUCAGGAAGACAAACCGCAGAGAGCAAGAAAAGAUAUGGCCUGGAAGAAGCUGGCCCGAGCGAGAGAGAAAAGAAAAGGGCCAGAGUGGAUGAGGACGACUAG